AAACGCGGCCUUAAAAAGAUAAUAUUGGCCGCAGGUUGGCUUUAUAAGGGGAGAAGAAGAAGAAGAAGAAACAGCAAGAGAGAUGGCAACAUCGUCGUUUCUGCGUAACAGAUACUGGGUCCUGAGGCAUGGCAAAAGCAUCCCAAACGAGAAAGGUCUUAUUGUUUCUUCAUUGGAAAAUGGCAUUCGCCUUGAAUACCAAUUAGCAUCUGAAGGUGUUGAGCAGGCUGAGUUGGCUGGAAAAUUAUUCCUUAAGGAACUGAAGGAAAAUGACAUACCACUUGAAAAUGUGCGCAUGUGUUACUCACCAUUUGCAAGGACAAGACAUACGGCAGAGGUUGUUGCAUCCACUUUGAAUCUUCCAUUUGAGGGCCCUCAAUGCAAGGUCAUGGAAGAUCUUCGAGAACGUUACUUUGGUCCUUCGUUUGAACUUCUGUCUCAUGACAAAUAUACAGAAAUAUGGGCAAUGGAUGAAAAAGAUCCAUUCACAAGGCCAGAAGGUGGAGAAAGUGUCGAUGAUGUGGCUUCUAGACUUGCAAGUGCUAUGGCUACCAUGGAAUCAGAAUACGAAGGAUGUACGAUCUUGGUUGUCAGCCAUGGCGAUCCCUUGCAAAUCUUGCAAACCAUACUCAAUGCAGCUUCAAAACAGAUGGAACCAAGCUGCAAUGACCUAGCAUCGAGAAUUCAAGCAGUUAGAAUCCCUUCUAUUCUUUCACAGCAUCGAAAGUUCGCAUUGCUUACAGGAGAAAUCAGAGCUGUUCGAUAAUGAGCUGUUUCCCAUAAUAUUAUUUCUCGUGUGAAGUAAUAAUGUGGAAAAAAUUAGCCCUGUGUUUCAUGACUGAAUGAUGUACUUGACAUUCCUUUGAUCAAAUUUUCAUGUAUUGUUGACGUUAACUUUAAAGAAUAAUUUUGAAGUGAGUCAGAGAGAUUGCUUGGUCACAAA
Messenger RNA from Gossypium raimondii (Peruvian cotton), 943 nucleotides. RefSeq names its product phosphoglycerate mutase-like protein 4. The transcript is spliced from 6 exons. The record is from RefSeq and is a predicted model, not a curated record. NCBI's taxonomy places the organism in Eukaryota, Viridiplantae, Streptophyta, Magnoliopsida, Malvales, Malvaceae. Bases 83 to 766 code for a protein of 227 amino acids.